This is a messenger RNA of Macadamia integrifolia, 1455 nucleotides long. RefSeq names its product pentatricopeptide repeat-containing protein At1g71420-like. The record is from RefSeq and is a predicted model, not a curated record. The coding region runs from base 1 to 1455 and encodes 484 amino acids. Gene Ontology annotation, molecular function: protein binding; flavin adenine dinucleotide binding; oxidoreductase activity, acting on CH-OH group of donors. The transcript has 4 exons. NCBI's taxonomy places the organism in Eukaryota, Viridiplantae, Streptophyta, Magnoliopsida, Proteales, Proteaceae.
AUGGUUAAGAAUGGAUUAACUCCUGACAUUUUGAUCGAUACUGCCCUGCUUAACAUGUAUGUGAAGUGCAGAUGCUUAGAGAGUUCCAAGCUUGUUUUUGAUAGGAUGGCAGAGAAGAAUGUUGUAACAUGGACUGGGCUAAUGAUGGGGUACACUCAGGCUGAUAGACAGGAGGAAACUUUGGCAUUAUUUGCCAGGAUGAUAAAAGAAGUUAUUGAAUUGGAUGAGUUUGUAUUCUCUGUUGUUCUCAAGGCAUGUUCCAAGUUAGGGGACUUGGGUACUGGGAGGCAGAUUCAUGGUUACAUUGUUAAAUUGGGGAUGGAUUCAGGGGUUUCAGUGGGGACACCCCUUGUGGAUUUUUAUGCCAAGUUUGGAAGUCUAGAGGAAGCUCGUCAAGCUUUUAACAGGAUUUCUGACCCUAAUGACGCUUCUUGGAGUGCUUUAAUCUCUGGAUGGUUGCAGAUUGGCAAAUUUGAGGAGGCUCUUGAAGUUUUCAAGUAUUUGAGGGAUAAUGGUAGGAUUAUGAAUCGCUUCAUGUAUACCAGCAUUUUUCACGCUUGUUCAGCAUUGGCAGAUUUGAGUUCAGGGACCCAAGUACAUGGAGAUGCCAUAAAAAAGGGCCUGGUUUCAGCAUCUCAUUGUUCCAAAUGUUGUGCAGCACUAAUAUUGAUCCAUCUAAGCCUGAUUGUAGGAGUUGGACAGCUUCAAUGGAUGGAUGGAUGGCCAUUCAUUCACAAGUUCUCUGAAAUGUCAUUGCAAAAGAGGGAAGUGGUUCUGCAGAACUGGUCAAAAGCAAGGUUCUUGGUCCCUCACAGAGGAGUAUUUAUGUUGACCAAAGCCUUCUGUUUCUUCACCUUCUUCUCUCGGACUGAUGAAAAAUCAGAAAACCCAGCUUGGGAUGCAAUGGGAUACCAUUUAGAGACUGAUGAGAAUUCACACACAAUCCAUAGGGAAAGACCUAUUGAGAAAGGAAUAGUAGAAACUAUGUAUGAAACUGAUUCAACCCUUAUUACAUCUCUAAAAAAAAAGGGCUUCAAAGUCACAAAAGAUCCUCAACAGAACCUCUACAAUGUUGAAUGUGAUGUUGUCAUUGUUGGUUCUGGUUGUGGUGGUGGAGUUGCAGCUGGAGUUCUUGCAAGUGCAGGCCAAAAGGAAUGGGCUGUGGAUCACAAGCUUCCUCUAUAUGGGAGUUCAGACUGUGUCUCUGCCAUGGAUACUGUAUUUAGCAGGCUUGGUGUCACAGAGAAUUGUACAAAGGAAGGACUCCAGAAUCAAAUUCUCCGUAGGGGGUGCAAGAAUCUUGGUCUGAAAGUUGAAUCAGUUGUUCGGAAUUCCUCGGAUGAACAUUACUGUGGGUCUUGCAAUUAUGGAUGUAAAACAGGAGACAAAAAAGGGGCUCAAGCCUUCAGAAGGCAGUUGGUCCUUAAUAACAUUGCCAGAAUACAAUACUACUAA